GGACAAACCCGGUGGACAACACGGACGUCGGCGCGAUUCCGAGGCUGGAACGGCUGAGUUUAAAUCUUGGAAGUUUCACAGGUGCGUCUCCGCGGGUCUCUCUUUCCUCAGUGUAACACCCGACCAAUUUCAGUUUUGCGGACUAUCUGCAAAGAUGGUGCCAGAACCAGAAACGCUCGACAUCAUCAUCGUCGGUGCCGGUCUCACCGGCAUCAAUUCGGCGUACCGGUUGCAGACCGAACUCCCGCACCGCAGCUAUGGCAUCCUCGAGUCGCGCAGCGAGAUUGGCGGGACAUGGUCCUUCUGGAACUACCCGGGAGUCCGCACCGACAGCUCCAUGGCCCUAUUCGGCUUUCCCUGGCGGCCAUGGCCGCACAACACCAACGUGGCCGGGGGUCCCGCCAUCAGGAAGUACAUGGAAGAAUGCGCCGUCGCCGAGGGCAUCGACAAGAAGAUACGCUUCGGCCACCGCAUUGUGGCUUCCAACUGGAGCAGUGCAGAGCAGCGCUGGACGUUGCAGGUCGAGGUGACGCAUCCUGGCGGGGACAUCGAGAGAAAGGUGUUCAAGGCGUGGUGGGUCAUCAACGGCAGCGGCUACUACAGUUAUGAGAAGCCGCUGCCGGCGGUGAUCCCGGGCAUUGAGAAGUUUGGCGGCAAGGUCGUGCACCCGCAAUUCUGGGACGAGAGCGUCGACUACGCCGGGAAGAGGCUCGUCGUCAUCGGCUCCGGUGCGACCGCCGUGACGUUGUUCCCGACGCUUGCCAAAACAGCAAAGAGCAUAACUCUGCUGCAACGCACCCCGUCGUAUGUCCUCAGCAUGCCGUUCAAGGAUCGUGUAGUCGCCUUCUGGUCGAAGCUGCUCCCCUUGCGCUGGGCCAGAAGCGUCAACUGGUGGCUCAGGAUGGUGAUCGAGACGCUGUUUGUCCGCUUCCUCCUGACAUUCCCCCGCGCGGGGAGGCGCUUCCUGGUCAGCGAGAUGCGGAAGCAGCUGCCGGAGGGAUUCGACGUCAACAAGCACUUCAACCCGUGGUACAACCCCUUCGAGCAGCGGCUCUGCUUCUGCCCCGGCGGAGACUUCUUCAAGACGUUGCAUCAGCCGAACGCCCGCAUCGUGACUGACGCGAUUGACACCGUCACGGAGACGGGUAUUCUCCUGAAAUCGGGCGAGACCCUCGAAGCAGACGUCAUCAUCACCGCCACGGGCCUCUACUUUGCCCUCCUCGCCGGCGUGGCCGCUACCGUCGACGGCGUGUCGAUCAACGACACCAUCGCCAACCGCUACAUUUGGAACGGCGUCAUGCUCGAAGGCGUGCCCAACACGGGACUCAUCACGGGCUAUACGGCCGCCACCUGGACGCCCGGCGCCGACGUCCGGGUACGCCAGCUCAUCAAAGUGAUCAAGCACAUGGAGAAGACCGGGGCAACCGCUGCGGCGCCCUACAUCGACCCGACCGAGCGGACUGGGCUGCCGAUCAAGCCUGCUGUGGGGCUGAACUCGACGUACAUGGUUGCUGCGUAUGACCGGACGCCUAAGCAGGCGGGGAGGGCGCCCUGGAUCAACGGUAGUAACUGGGCAGGGGAUAUGUGGCGAUUGGUGACGGGCAGUGUUGAGAAGGGGAUGAAGUUCACUUUCGGGAGCAAGAAGAAGGAUAUCUGAGCGUCGGUGGAGGUUAUGGUACGUAAUACCCGGGCUUGCGGUGCCAUUACUAUACUUUUCUGCGUUUCGGCCACUGGAUGUUUGAGGGUCGUUGAUUUGUUUCCCAUUUCGUAGAUAUGCUACCCUGCCAGCACACCUAGGCAGGCGUUGAUAGACGUACUUCGUUAAUGCGCGAUAGCCUUGAAUAAUUCACCAAAUACACCGUUCUAGACUUUUGGCUCCUGCGUCUCCCUCAAAUGUCGGAACCUAUUCGGCCAGAUGCCCUGCUUGCCAGGGGCGAGAAUUCCAUUUGGGUCGACAGCGUCCUUUUACAUCCAUCAGCGCC
Messenger RNA from Chaetomium strumarium, 1982 nucleotides. RefSeq lists its product as uncharacterized. Gene Ontology annotation, molecular function: N,N-dimethylaniline monooxygenase activity; flavin adenine dinucleotide binding; NADP binding. The transcript has a single exon. The record is from RefSeq and is a predicted model, not a curated record. Bases 155 to 1657 code for a protein of 500 amino acids. NCBI's taxonomy places the organism in Eukaryota, Fungi, Ascomycota, Sordariomycetes, Sordariales, Chaetomiaceae.